This is a messenger RNA of Seminavis robusta, 2679 nucleotides long. NCBI's taxonomy places the organism in Eukaryota, Bacillariophyta, Bacillariophyceae, Naviculales, Naviculaceae. The record is from the annotation of a GenBank genome assembly.
AUGAUGAGUGCCAGCAACGGCCCCAUCUUGGCCAUUGUUGAGGCCAUUGUGGAGGCUUCCGCGAGGGAAAGAAUGGGAGAUGUUCCGGAACUUUUCAAACAACGGCGCAAAUACAACAGUUUGUCCGAAACGCCAGCAGAGCGGCUUAAACAUCUGUUUACGAAUAAAGCAUUAACCCUAACCUCCCUUUUUCAAAUCCGAAUGGUACCCGGUGACGCCUCACUCCAUUUCUCCUCGAUUGAUGCGAAAGAUCGUCAUCUGAAAGGAAAGACGACGAUGAUGAAGAACGACGAUUCCGAAGCGACACUGCAAGCUAGGAACACGAGCAGUGUGGAUCUAGAAGAAGAUAAUGACGAUGACUACUUGAUGGAAGAUAGCAAGUCCAUUGGAAGCAAUGCGAGUGCUUGGAGAAAAUGUGCGCCCAUUCCGCCCAUUCGGUGUACCAGCAUCUACCGACAAUCAGAACCAUCGGAUCUCAUUCCGCCGCCACACAACAAUAAAGAGACAUCUCCCAAGGCACGUGUCGCCACAAAGAAACGACGGCACUCGGCGAAAUCACCGUCACCAGCAUCUCGACGAUCUUCUCGUCAAACAGAACAACAACAGAGGCAUUCUCAUGGUCAUCAUCAUCGCAGCAGCAGCAGCAAACGGCAUGGUCAUCACAGCAGCCAUCACCAGAAGCAGAGACAGUCUUCCGAUAAACAACAGCAACAACAAGAAAUUGUGUUUAUCCCAGCAUCCAUAUCCUCUUCACAACAACAACGACAGCGACAAGCAGACCUAGAAGCGCAAUCCAGACGCAACAUGGAUUCUUCCUCCCGAAAACGGAACAUGGAGUCGUCGUCACAGCGGCAAUCCUCUAGACGAAGCUUAUCGUCGUCACGUCAACCUUCCUCUUCGUCCAGACGGAACAACAAUACAUCAACAACGACGCAAGCACCCAAACACGACAACGAAAAUGGCAUGAAUAAUAAUACUGCAGACAUGGAUACAUCGGCCAAUCUGCGACAAAUCCAAGCGGCACAAGCUGCCGAACGAGAUCGUCGAUUCCGUAUUACAAUCUUGGGAAAUAUCGUGUUGGGAAUUGUAGGAUUGGUCUUUCUCCUCUACUUUAUUUUUCGUGACAACAACAACAACAACAACAGCAGCCAUGUUACCGAUCCACCGUCCGUUUCGCCCAUCAUAACGCUGGCUCCUACAACACUACAACAAGAAGAGAAUCCUUGGAAUCUACCACUCUCCACUUGGGAACGCGUUGUACAGGAUCCCAAAUCACCGCAGGCACAAGCCUACGAAUGGAUAUUGGAGGAUGUACAGUAUUAUGGAAAACUAUACCUGCAUGACAACCCGUGGCGCGUUCAUCAACGAUUUGCCUUGGCCACUCUGUAUUAUGCGACCAACACUCAUGGCAAUUGGAAGCUGUCGGCAUGGUUGGAUCACGAGGAACACGAAUGCCAUUGGCCCUCCACGACGGGACUUCAUCCCUGUCCAGAAAAUAGUAGUGACGACGACAUUCCACCCGAACACUAUACCCGAUUGCAUUUGCCAAACAAUGGAUGCCAAGGGUCGCUUCCACCCGAAGUGUUUACCAUGCUGCCCUUUCUGCAGACGAUCAAUCUCCGUCAAAACAAGGGGCUGCAGGGGACCAUUGCCACGGAAAUUGGAAUGCUGCACGCGACCCUGUUUUUGGAUAUCUCCGAGACGCGUCUCUCUGGAAGUCUGCCCACCGAACUGUUUCUAUUGACGACCCUGAGACGAGUGGAUUUCAGUAACAAUCAUCUUUCCGGAAGUUUGCCAACGGAAAUUGGUUUGCUGGCAGAGUCUCUGGUGACCUUGGAGAUUUCGAACAAUCAGUUUCACGGUUCACUGCCGCGAGAGAUUGGGCAGUUGACGCGACUGGAAAAGCUCCAUGUCCAUCACAACCGACUCUGGCUUUCGAUUCCUACGUCGAUUGGCAAUCUACAGUCCUUGAUCGACUUGCGAUUUUCUCACAAUUCGUUCAUGGGCGCCAUACCCAGCGAGAUUGCCAACAUGACGGCAUUGCAAAACUUGGUACUCGAACAAAACAACUUGACCUUUGCCAUCCCAACACAACUGGGGCAACUCUCGGACACUCUGGAAACCUUUGUUGCAGGUGACAACCAACUAUCCGGUCAAAUCCCGUCAGAGCUCGGUCUCUUGACCCGCCUCCACACUCUAUCUGUGCAACGCAAUCGACUAGUGGGAAGCAUCCAGUCGGAAAUUGGCCACAUGUCGGCCCUGACGCAAUGUUGGUUUCAUUCCAAUCCCCUACAAGGAUCCCUUCCCGUGGCCAUGGGGAUGCUAUCAUCCUUGACGUCUCUGAAUAUAAAUGACACCCUUGUGAGUGGAGUGAUCCCGGAAGAGCUUUGUUCUCUAGAUGAAAUUGUCUUUGAUUGUUCCAGCACUCUUUGUGGCUGCAGCGAUUGUGCUUGUGACAUGAUGAUGGCCAGCAGUGCCGGUGGUGGCAACAAUUCCAAUACUCGAAGCCCUGCUCCAGUAGUGGAAGAGGAAGGUAGUAUCAUUGGAGCUGAUGCUGCCUCAAACAAUCACACGACAAAUAUCACGAACCUGGAAGAGCCAAUAAACGAAGGCAGCCACGGCAUUCUCUCGAUUGGAUGGAUUGAGUCUACGUUUGUGCCAGCCGGCGACGGGCUAUAA